Molecule: messenger RNA, 684 nt
Organism: Trypanosoma theileri
Lineage: Eukaryota; Euglenozoa; Kinetoplastea; Trypanosomatida; Trypanosomatidae
Exons: 1
Coding region: 1-684 (227 amino acids)
Source: RefSeq, a predicted model, not a curated record
AUGCGCCGUAGUUCAGUUGUACGAUGGACUUUUUCAAAUAAUACUGGCCAAUAUAGUCCACCUAUUUAUAUGCCUUUAGAGUAUGCUAGUCGUGUUACAAACCAAAAACAAUUAGUAUUUACACAUCCGAAAGAUCCCAAGUAUGGAUGGAAUACUCAUGUGCAUGAGUUGGCUUCACUUCAUCCUGGUCUGCUUGGGCCUGGUAGACGAACACCGCAGCUGAAUUGGUAUAAUCGUGGCGGUAUUGUUUGUGAAAUUCCUCCAGUUCCAGUGUAUCGAUCCCACAUAUGGUGUCAAGGACAUUCUCAUUUUAUUUUGCAGCACCCAAAAAUUUUUAUUAAAUGUCCUGUGGGGAAGGUAGUCUGUUGUAAGUGGUGUAGGCUUAAGUUUAUUAAUAUGUCUACAGAUGAGGAUAAUGAUGAUGAUUGGCAAGAGGAGGAACAGAAAAUUGCUACAACCCCAGAAUUGCUAAAAGAUUUAAUGGAACCUAUCCGAGAUAUUGGUGGUGUGCUUCGCAAUCAACGUUUUCAGGAUGGGAAGGAACCGGACCCUCAUGUCUAUCGUUCAGUGUUUAACCCUGAGCGAUACAGGUGGAAACAUCCUCAUCACAAGUAUGAGGUGCAUCCAGCUUAUGCGGAAUCUAAAUCUAGUGGUGGAAGUGGAGGUGGAAACAGUGCACAUUAG